Vigna angularis (adzuki bean) is the source of this 1731-nucleotide messenger RNA. RefSeq names its product pectinesterase. NCBI's taxonomy places the organism in Eukaryota, Viridiplantae, Streptophyta, Magnoliopsida, Fabales, Fabaceae. Gene Ontology annotation, biological process: cell wall modification. The transcript is spliced from 2 exons. The record is from RefSeq and is a predicted model, not a curated record. Bases 4 to 1638 code for a protein of 544 amino acids. Gene Ontology annotation, molecular function: pectinesterase activity; pectinesterase inhibitor activity.
UUUAUGGCUAUUUCAAAGGUAUUCUUCUGCUUAUUCUUGGUCUUCCUUCUAAGCAUUUUCUUUAACUCUGCAUUUGUUGCAUCUUCAUCGGACUCCUCCGAUACCAUUUGCAACCUCACACCAUAUCCAUCAUUCUGCGAAUCUAACUCACCGUAUGGCCAUGGUGACAUACACGAAUAUGGUCGUUUUUUCGUAGACAAAUCCUUGUCAUCCUCAAAGAAGAUUCUCUCGUUACUCUCUCAAUACCUUAAAUCGCCACCCAAGUUCUCAAACUCCACAAUCUUUGCCAUUCAAGAUUGUUACCUUCUAGUUGAUCUAAACAAGCGUUUUUUGUCCAAGACCCUAAAAACCAUCAAUUCCACUGAUGCCCUCGGUGGCUCAGAAGCUGAAAAGUUCCACACUUUUCUUAGUGCUACACUGACCAACCAAGAAACUUGCUUAAACAGCCUUCAAGAAACCACGUCAAACCCCGACAAAGACCUACAAACGCAUCUUUCCAAUGGAACCAAGCUUUAUAGCAUAUCUCUUGCAAUCUUCAAGAGGGGAUGGAAAGCCAAGAACAACACAGAGAGAAAACUUGAAAGAAAUUAUCACAUCAUGUGGGAACAGAAGCUGUACGAGCUAAUCAGAAGAAAAGGAAGAAAACUUCUUCAGUUGGGUGCAGACAACGUUGUAGUUAACCAAAGUGUGGUGGUGAGCCCAGACGGUUCUGGAAACUAUACGACAAUCAAUGAUGCAGUGGCUGCUGCUCCAAAUAACUCACAGGGUAGUAACGGGUUUUUCGUGAUUCAUGUGGUCGGUGGAGUGUAUGAAGAGUACGUUUCCAUUCCCAGACAGAAGCAGUACCUGAUGAUGAUAGGAGAUGGAAUUAACCAGACCAUAAUCACGGGCAAUCACAGUGUGGUUGAUGGUUGGACUACUUUCAAUUCUGCUACAUUCGCCGUGACUGCUCAAGGUUUUGUGGCAAUCAACAUAACAUUUCGCAACACAGCAGGAGCGAUUAAGCACCAAGCAGUAGCCCUCAGAAGCGGAGCGGACUUGUCUGCAUUUUACAAUUGUAGCUUUGAAGGGUACCAAGACACGUUGUACACCCAUUCUCUUCGCCAAUUCUACAGAAACUGUGAUAUUUAUGGUACAGUGGACUUCAUAUUUGGUAAUGCAGCAGCGGUCUUGCAAAACUGUAACAUCUACCCUAGACUCCCAAUGCAAAACCAAUUCAAUGCCAUUACUGCACAGGCUAGGACUGACGUCAACCAAAAUACUGGAACCUCCAUACACAAUUGUACCAUAACAGGGGCGAGUGACUUGGCCGGAAGUAAUGGCACCACAAAAACGUACCUGGGAAGACCCUGGAAGCAAUAUUCACAAACAGUUUAUGUGCAGUCUUUCAUGGACAGUUUGAUAGAUCCACUGGGUUGGGUAGCUUGGUCGGGGGACUUUGCUUUGGACACCCUUUAUUAUGCGGAAUUUGAUAAUCGUGGGCCUGGAUCUGAUACCAGUAAUAGGGUUACUUGGCCUGGGUACCAUGUGAUCAAUGCUACAGAUGCAGUUAAUUUUACAGUUUCUAAUUUCAUACAAGGUGGUUUCUGGCUGCCUGCAACAGGACUACCUUACUCUCCUGAUUUACUUACACCUUAGCAAAUGCAAAAAACUUAAAUUGGUUUUGUUUUGUUCUUUUUUUCUUUCUUAUUGUUCUCCUUGAUGUUGUAAUCUUAUCACUCUUUUUGUUCU